UUCAGAAGGAAGUAUUAUAGGUUGCCAGAUAGCCGUAAAUGAAUUUAUUGUCGAAAUAUUUUAAAUAACGUUUUUAGGAAAGUAAAUAAUCUUAAUUUCUACAAAAUAUUUAACAACUAACAUUAAAAAAUAAGUAAUAUAUUUAUAAAAGAUGAUUUAAAAUUUUUAAACAUUAACAUUCGACGGUAUGAGAAUGUUAACUCUAAACAAAUAUGGCGACUUCCACAAUUUUAAACACGUUGUUUGCCAAUUUUUCUAAUCCUUUUAGUACAUUACCUGUUAAAGGAAAAACUUGUAAAAAUACUGUUAUUGUAACAAAUGAAAAAAAUCUUAUCUAUAUUGUUCGUAUAUCUGAUAAAAAACAAAUAAAGAGUUGGUCAUCAAAACAGUCUUUUCAGUUCACUUGUCCAACUGUUUUUAAUCCUGUGGAAAAUGAAUAUUCUGUUGUUCAGAAUGGAACUAUUUUAAGGAAGUGGACAUUUGAUGAAGACAACUUUGAAAAUGUUUCAAAAAUAAAAUUUAAAGAAAUAAUUUAUAGCCUAAUUGAAUUAGAUGAUACUGAACCUAUAGUUGUAUUCAACAAAGGUGAAUGCCAAUUUCUUCAACAUGCGAUAAGUAGUAAGAAAGAUGAUAAAGUUAAUUAUAUUCAAGAUGAUGACAUUUAUUGGGUUGAUGGCAUUUCUGAAAAAGCAAAAGUUUACAUUGUGUUGCUCUCAAUAAAUAAAGAUCAUACCACAAGAACACUUCAUUGGAUGGUGAUGCCAAAGACUAAAAAUGCCUCUUUAAUACAACAGUCUGUGAUAUUGAAGAAGGAAAAUUUUCAGCCACUUACUUGGUGUUUGCAUCAAGAUAAAAAACAAUUAAGGUUUUUAUUAUUGUGGUCUGAUGGAGAAUUACACUCUUAUGAAUAUGGAAGUAAUGAUUCAAAAAAGUUGCAUAGUUUUAACUUGGUUGAAAAUUUAUCAAUUAUUUUGUGUCCAUUGAAUACAAAUCAUAUUGCUUUACUUUCUGCAUCAAAGACACAAGAAUUUGAAGAUCCUUUUGUUGAAAUAUGGGAUUUUAAAUUUUCAAUUGCAAAAGAAAAGAAAGUUGUACACAUUUUAAAAGAAGACAUUCAGAUGGCUUAUUUACAUAAACAUUUAUUUAUUUUUGAUGGAAAAAAUUUAUAUUCUAUGGAAUGUGAUAUUAAAUCAAAUGUAUUAACUUCUCUUCUUGCGAUAUCAUCACAUUCAAUUAAAAUGAAUGAAGAUAAGACUGUGGUUAAUUGGAAUGAUGAUAAAACUCUGACCAAUAAGAAUGAUGAGAAAAUUGUUGUUAAUUGGAAUGCCAAUGAAGAGGAACUGAUGGAUUUAGAUACGUACAAUAAAGAAGAAAGUAAGAAUGAUAAAAAUACUUGUAUAUCACAGUUAAAAUUAACUGAUGAUAAAUUUUCUAAAAUUUGUGAGGAGAUUCUACUAGAACCUAAAUCCAAUAUCAAAAUGCUGACUGAUUGUAUGAAUUAUUGGAAACAAAUUCCCGAAGGAGAAAUGAAAAAAUUACUGCAAUUUUGUCUUAGUGUAAAUGAUGAUUACUUUAAGAAUAAUUUUAAGUCGGAUGUUAAUCAAACAGAUACUGAUCUUUGUCCGUAUUGUCCAGAAAGAGCAAUGUUCUUAAAUAAAUUAUUGAAUAUACCAAUCAGUAAUAAAUUUUUACAAUCAUAUCUACUUUCUGUGCAGUUUCAAGAUAUUUUGAAUCUUUUGCAGUAUCUUCUCUAUUUGUUAAAAUUAGAGCAUAGGUCUGAAACAACAUCAGAGCAUCCUUCAUUUGAUGUGAUUCUUCAAUGGUUAUCUCUAUUAAUUGAUACUCACUUCACAAAUUUUAUAUUAUGCAAGGAUCCUCAAACCUAUAAAGUUCUUUCAGAUAUUUCGGACAUGAUUAAAGUUGCUAUUGAUGAUUUUAAGGAUAUGGAUAACUUGGAAUUAUUAUUGAAAAUGGCAUGUACUCCAGAAGAAGAAUAUAGUGAAGAAAUGAAUACGAGCUGUAAAUAUUGUAUAGAAAUUCUGUAUAUAUAACAGAAAUGUGUGUUAGUUGAUAAAUGUUAAUAAAAUAUUUAAUUUUUAAAAAAAAUUCUUGUUUAGUUUGGUUCUGGUUUAAGUAAAUUCUGAUUUUUCUGGUAAAAAUAUCCAAGUUUCCAUAUUUCAGAAGUAAAAUUGUUAUGUAAACAUCUGUAUAAAUACAGGGUGUCUGAAAAGUUACUGUUCAAAGAGAAAUUUGUAAUGACAUUAAAGUUAUAUGUAUACAAGAACUGUAAGUCGUAUGUUCCUUGUUUCCACUCUGUGGUAGAUGACAUUACUGCUUCUCAUGAACAUUUCAGUUUUGGAAGACUUCUUUGCCAAUUCCAUAACUGGCCCCUGUAGAUCUCCAGACCUUGCUACCUUGGAUUUUGGGACCUACUAGGGACAUUUUUGGCAUAUCAUUUAUAAAACUUUUAUUAAAAUUUUACUUAAACCUUUUUCACUACACAGUAAUGUUAUCAGAUAUCCUUUAGAAUGAUAGAACUAGUAUCUUAAAAUGGCCAUACAUGACAGUAAAGAUCCUACUGGUUCCACAGAACUUGUUUCUAAGUCAAGUCCUCAGAAAUGUUUAUAAUUGAUUCAAUCCAGAUUUGUUAGUCCUUGUAUCUCACUAGCUGUUAAGUGUUGUGGGCCUAACUGAAUCCAUGAUUUAGGAACAAGUGGAGACCUUUUAAUACUUACAGAACAGAGAAGUAAAAGGAAAAAAAAUUAUUGUUAAGCAAGAAUAAUUUUAUAAAUAAUUUCUUGUAGAAAAUGCCAAAUAUUUCUCUAACUUAAAAAAAUUACAUGUAAGUUUUACAGUAUAUUUAAAUGAAUAAAAAAUCCCAUGAAUUUUUUGGAAAACAAUUCAUCGGAACCUGUCUCUCACUACUUGGCUGCCUUGUAGUCCUGACUGAACUCAAUGCAGUGGUAGUGAACCUACGACAUGUAAGGAGAAAUCAUCUGGUACAUAGUGUAUCAUGAUUUCGAUUUAUCAUCUCUCUUUUUCAAUCAUCCAUUUGGUUUAUCAUAUGAUCAUCCUUUUUUCAAUCAGCUUUUUGCAUUUAUUCUAAUUAAAGUGUAUUAAUUUAUUUUAUUUAAAUAUCAUUAUUCGAAGUCUGAAACUUUGACAUGCAUAAACAUCUUUAGAUUAAAGCUAAGUAUGCUUACUACAUGACAUGCAGACUCAAAAAGGUUUGCCACCCCUGUCAUAAUGGACUUGCAAACAAGGCCUAAUUACUUCCCACAGGGCAGAGUUUAAAAAAUGUAUAUUUAAAUAUGUUAAAUUGAAUUUAUGUUUUUACAGUUUAAAAUUACAGGUUUUACAGUUAAAUUGAAUUUAUGUUUUUACAGUUUACUUAAUUAAAGAAAGG
This is a messenger RNA of Centruroides sculpturatus (bark scorpion), 3406 nucleotides long. RefSeq names its product nucleolar protein 11-like. Bases 213 to 2051 code for a protein of 612 amino acids. Gene Ontology annotation, biological process: maturation of SSU-rRNA. Gene Ontology annotation, molecular function: RNA binding. The transcript has 15 exons. The record is from RefSeq and is a predicted model, not a curated record. Gene Ontology annotation, cellular component: nucleolus; nucleus. NCBI's taxonomy places the organism in Eukaryota, Metazoa, Arthropoda, Arachnida, Scorpiones, Buthidae.